This is a messenger RNA of Dreissena polymorpha, 697 nucleotides long. RefSeq lists its product as uncharacterized. The transcript has 2 exons. The coding region runs from base 16 to 624 and encodes 202 amino acids. NCBI's taxonomy places the organism in Eukaryota, Metazoa, Mollusca, Bivalvia, Myida, Dreissenidae. The record is from RefSeq and is a predicted model, not a curated record.
UGCCAUCCAUGCGACAUGUGUCAAGUUGACACCAACGAGGUUGGGGUUACCAUGAAUCCUAGCAAAAAGCAUGAGGUCCAGUUUAUCUCGGUAAACGAUGGAAGACUCGUUAAAGGCCGUAGGCUCAAGUUACCUCGAACAUGUAACGGCAUAGCCUGUCAUCAGAACGACCUCUAUAUAACGUCCGAUACUGCAUUGUGCAAGUACACAAUGAGUGGCCAAAUGGUGAGCACGUUAUAUGAGGACGCUUCAGCAAAUGGAGCAGUAUUGAAGUGCGCCGUGAGCACUUCAGGUGAAAAGAUCUUCGUUACCCAUAAUGUACAGCACAUGCUUCUCACAUUGGCCAGUGAUGGGUCUCUAUUGUCGACAUUUACUGACCCUAAAUUACUUUGGCCACGUGCUGUUCAUGUAACAGCGGCUGGUCAGGUGUUCGUCUGUGGGUGUAUGUCCAAUACUAUUGUACAGGUGUGUCGCGAUAGGCGGCAAAAGCUGGCUACUCUGCCUACAGGUGGGGAUGGAGUUAGUUACCCAGCUUCUGUCUACUAUAACAGGAAAACAUCCUCCAUUAUUGUGGGGCGAGGGAACAAUAACAAAAUCCUGGUGUUGAACGUGGUUUUGGUAUAAAAUUCUCGUAUGUGUAUUUUUCUGGGAGUGUUCUGGAUAGUGGUGCUUCAUUAAUCUAUUUUUAUAACAACUG